AAAAAGAAAACGAAAUAUACUUUCAUCUAGCUAUUACGAGGUGGGAACGAGAGACUUACCAGCUAUGAUCGAUUAUGUACUUAAUUGCACAAAACAAAAAACUCUACGCUUUGUCGGUUACUCGAUGGGUGCAACCGUAUUAUUUACUUUACUAUCUAUGAAACCCGAAUACAACACAAAAAUCAAAUUGGGAAUCUACCUUGGUCUACCUAUUGCUGGGAAAGAAAUACCUUCUAUAAUUCAAUUUGUACAUGAUGAAUUUUUUGACGUUAAUGAAAUAUAUGAAGUAGCCUCCUUAUCAUCAACGACCAUUACAAUUGGAAGAACACUGUGUGUAGAUAAAGCAAUUACUCAGGCUAUCUGCAUUGCAAUAUUGUCUUCAGGCUUUGGAUCCGAUCCAGCACAAUUUAACACUACAGCAUUACCCGAAUUAUUUUCGCAUGUUCCGGCCGGAAGUUCCGUGCAAUUGUUACACCAUUAUUAA
This is a messenger RNA of Wasmannia auropunctata (little fire ant), 484 nucleotides long. Its product is annotated as lipase member N-like. The transcript has 3 exons. The record is from RefSeq and is a predicted model, not a curated record. Bases 65 to 484 code for a protein of 139 amino acids. Lineage: Eukaryota; Metazoa; Arthropoda; Insecta; Hymenoptera; Formicidae.